AGCGUCGUUUCACGGUGAAAACAGCGCGGCACAGGUUUUCUUUUCCUCUCACGCGGCACGCAUAGUCCGCUUCCUUUUCCCCGCUGUUGCAGGACCUUUUUGUGUGUCUUCUAUCUUCGCUUUAUCGGCAGAUCAGACUCGUGCGCGUUCUCUCUCGCGAGGCGCUAUACAUUAUUGUUUUGAAACCGACGUGGCAACCCGCGGGUUUUCAAGCAAUACGCUAUCUGCUCAACAGGCACAUACAGACAUAGAUUCUAUUUCCCUUCGCACUCUUCUUUGUUUUCCUUUCUCAGUGCUCUAGAGACACACGCCGGCAAAGACGCACGCAGACGGAACACCCCACACACCGCGCAUACACCUGUCGCUUUCCUCUGCGGAGUUCGCUGUGACUGUGCGACUCGAUUAUAUAUUUUUCUGUGUUGCUUUCUCGUUUGCUCGUUGGCCGCAAACACGCGAAGGCACUGCGAAGGCUGACAAGUCACACCAUAGAUUCACACCAGCGCUGCUACUGCCCUUUCCAUCGUCCUCACAAGAAGCAGCAGCUUCCUCUCCUCAUCCCACAGCACAUCCAUCUCUCUUUUAUCUAUUCCUUUAAUUGCUGUUCCGAGCUUUGUUCCCCCUUUUUUUACCUUUCUUUCACCGUUGCACGACGUCAUAGAUUUGCGGAGGAGAAGAAGAGUGGCUGCUGUGGCAUCUCAUCUCGCACUUUCCUUUGAUCAUUUCAAACUGGCAUCUCCCUCAGCGCUCCUUCACAGCGAAGCCGGAAGAGCCGCUCACCCGCUCGCGCCUGUCUUCCCACCCUCACGUUUUCCUUCGCGCAGCACCGCAACAGACAGCCACAGCGACAGCGACAGUCAACCGCGUUCGGUAUCUCAAGCAGCACAGUGGAAGAGGCGUCUUUCAACGCGCAACGCAGAUCCGAUACGUACACGCGUUGAAUACUUGAAGAAAAAAGUAUCGAGAGGGGAACCUCCGCCUACAGAACACAAAGGUGAUUUCCCGUUCUCCUUUUUUUUAGCAUCUGGAAGAGUGCGGCUUUGGAAACAUCGUUCUUUUCCGGGGCCCUUCUCAUCCUCGCAGAAAGAAGAGCAGCAACUAUACGAACGGGGGAGAGAGCGCGUAGUCUCCGUGCUGAACAGUCAAUGAGUGCGUCUCUGCAGGCUCGUCGCAGCUCCUCCCAGGCUCGCCUCACCCACUCCUCUUCGCUCUCCACCAUCACCCGCGUGUGGAACGACCGCCUGCGCAGCACGGCGAACUCGUCAUCUCGCGAGUUGGUGGACACGUGCGACGUGAUCGAGGUGACCCCGUCGCCGAAGCGCGAGUCGCGGCUGCACCGGGCGUCGCUGCUGAACCCCGCCUCCAACCGCUUCGACGCGGCGGCGACCGAUGGUGACACCGACGGCGGCCUCACCGACAGCCCGGCUGCGGCGGUGCGUCUACGUGCAUCGUCGGUGCGCUGCAGCGUAACGCGCGUGCUAGAUAGCACCCGCAGCCUCAGCAGCAGCCGCAGCACGGGUGGUCGGCAGUCGUUGGAUGUGAAAGGCUCGCUGCUGGAGGCGCAGACGAAGGGGCAGACAGCCGCCACCACCCCACGCCGCUCCGUCGAUCCAAACGAGGAAGUCGUCCUCACCAUCGCGAAGCCGCUCUUCCCCAAUACGCUGCUGACUGAAGUGCAGGACGAGAGCCGGCUGCUGACUCUCGUCUUGGACCUCGACGAGACCCUCGUCAGCAACCGCGACGCCCGUCAGUCGGAGGCGGUACUGCGCCCUUACUGCCUGCACGUGCUGAACGCGCUGCGCCACAUGAAGGAGUUGGAGAUUGUGCUGUGGACGGCCUCGACGAAGGAGACGGCCUCACCGGUGGUGGAGCAGCUGCACCAGACGGGCAUCAUCUUUGACGACGUCAUCUACCGCAACAACGUGUGGUUUACGCAGCCGAUUCACACGAAGAACUUAAAGCUGCUGGGGCGCGAUAUGGACCGCGUUCUGAUUGUCGACAACUCCGUCGGCUGCUGCAAGAUGCACCCGCGAAACUCGUUGCUCGUCGAGGAUUUCCACGGCGCGCGCCGUCGCACCGAUGCGGCGUUGGUGAACGUGUACUACGUCGUGGAUGCCUUGCUGCGCAUGCUGCGUGAGCGGGGCACGCCCGUCUGUGAAGGUCUGCGGUGCCUGAUGGCGGAAGGGCAGCUUUGUCACACGGUGAGCUACGAGCUGCCGGAGUUCUUCAAGAGCAUCCCGCUGGCGGAGGUACCGGAGCUGAAGCGGCCUCCGAUUGGCCGCUUUGUGCGCGCGAACACGGCCCCACCGAACACUUCGAUUAUGCAGCACUGGGUGUAUUAG
Messenger RNA from Leptomonas pyrrhocoris, 2339 nucleotides. RefSeq lists its product as hypothetical. The transcript has a single exon. The record is from RefSeq and is a predicted model, not a curated record. Gene Ontology annotation, molecular function: phosphoprotein phosphatase activity. The coding region runs from base 1143 to 2339 and encodes 398 amino acids. Lineage: Eukaryota; Euglenozoa; Kinetoplastea; Trypanosomatida; Trypanosomatidae.